Messenger RNA from Caretta caretta (loggerhead turtle), 1999 nucleotides. Its product is annotated as C-type lectin domain family 4 member G. The record is from RefSeq and is a predicted model, not a curated record. NCBI's taxonomy places the organism in Eukaryota, Metazoa, Chordata, Testudines, Cheloniidae.
CAACUGCACCAGGAAUCCUGAUUGGAUGAAGGCUCCCAGCUGCUAGAGGAGAAGUGACAGGGUCACAGAUCUCUGUGUUCUGAAGAGAGGAAGAGUGGCUGGGUACAUGUGUUUCCUUUUCCAGGAAAGAUGCUCAGAACCUCAGCUGGUAUAAAAGCCGUUUGAGCCAUUGGGGUAGGAAGAGGCUCAGAGUGAUGCCUUCAGGCAGCAUUUACCAAAAGUGCGAAGAGUCCGACCAAGGGACGCUCAAGGAACAGGAGACAGAAAUGGCUUUUGGGAGAGCAGGGAAUUCCUUGCUGCAGGGCGGUAGCGGCCUGAAUGGGGAGGAAAGGUCAGUAUUACCCCUUAACGCUGUGAACGCCGUGUCGUUUGUAUUAUGGGUCAUCCUCCUCGCCAUGGUGAUUGGAAAGUACUCGGAGAUGUCCAAGGAGCUGGAGCAGUUGCGGACUGGUCAAUCUGUGCUGAGAGGCAACGGCUCCAAGACAGCGAAGCAACUGGAGACACUUCAUUUCAACCAGUCCGCCAUGCACAGCACUGAGGUGGAGCUGGCCACGGAGCUGAAGAGGCUGCAGUCGGACCAGGCCACGCUGAGAGUGGAAGUGUCGGAGGGUCUGGCCAAAGCGAAAAGUGACAGAGAUAACAUCAGGGCUGAGGCCUACAAGAUUCUGGAUGCUGUCCAGAAAAGGAACGACUCUGCCUGCAGCAUUUGUCCAGCCGGCUGGCUGCUGAAUUCAGGGACCUGCUACUACUUCUCCACAGUGCGUAAACACUGGUCCUAUGCCAAGCAGGCCUGCAAAGACCAAGGUGCCGAGCUGAUUAUUAUUGAUAACCCACAAAAGCAGGAGUUUUUGACAAAGAACACUAACGGCAAGCAGUACUGGAUUGGCCUGCACGACGUUAGCAAUGAAGGGACAUUUAUAUGGGUCGACGACAGUUCUGUGUCAUACAGCAACUGGGAUCGAGGGGAGCCCAACAAUUUUGGCAGUGGUGAGGACUGUGUGAUGAUGCUCAAAGAUGGGAAGUGGAACGACGCUGCGUGUACGAUGAAUGGGGAUGGCUGGAUCUGUGAAAAGAAGUGGAUUUGUUAAACAGUGGCCAGGAGGAACACAACACAGCCAGUGCAUCUUAAUAACCACAGAGCCACCCCGCUGCCCUCUGCCCCUUCCAUGCAAGGUCUGCCAGCUCUUUACAAACUUCAGUGCAUUAAACCUCACAGAUCUCACCUCUUCCACUCUUGGGAGCAAGGUACUAUCACCCCAACUUUAUAGCUGGCGAAACUGAAGCACAGGGACUUACCCAGGUCACAGCAGUGAAUCAGUGGAAGAGACUGGAUUAGUACCCAGGAGUCCUGACUCCCAGUCCCCGGCUCUUAUUACACCACAGUAUUUCACAUGGCUGGAAACAGGAGUCCUGACCACUACUGCUCUAACCACUAAACCAUCCUCCCCGCCAAGAGCCAGGGAUAGAACCCAGGAAUCCUGACUCUCAACCCCCCUGACUCUAAUCCCUAGACCCCAUUCAACUCCCAGAGCUGGGAAAAGAUCCUAAGUGCCCUGAAUUCCAGCCCCUGCUCUAACUAUUAGACAAAACAGACUCUUUCACAAUGUGGCAAUUUAUUGGGUGGAAAACCCAGCUAGCCCCCUGAACUAUAUUAAUCCAUUAUCAGCAUUUAUGGGGAAAGGGGGCAGAAUCCUUACUGCACAAGAAGUCAAAUUUUAGAACCUGCCAGUCAAUCCCAUCAACAUGGUAUAGAUCUGGUCAUUUCUCUAUAGUAAAGGAUGUGACCAACUUCCUGGUUUAAUGCAAAUUUUCCUCCCCUGCUAACUAGGGCUAAAAUUUACACAGCUCCAGCCGCCGCUACUGCCCCGGGGCCCUUUAAAUCCCCGCCUGAGCCCUGCUGCCGAAGCCCUGGGGUAGCAGCGGCGGGGCUCCGGAGGGGAUUUAAAGGGCCGGGGCGGUAGCGGUGGCUAGAGCCCCAAGCCCUUUAAAUCCCCGCCUG